AUGGUAAUAGAACAGUUCGAUAAGUAUGAAGAGAUAAUCUCAAUCAGCGUUGAAGUCUCUCCGGGUCUUACUGACUGCCAUUUAAGUAGUUUGCAAUAUCUGUUCGGGAACCUCAUGCACCACGAUCGCCGCCACCUCAGACCAGACUCAGAGGCUAGCAUAGCUGAUACGAUUCGAGUAGUAUCAUGCAAGCAAAAUAGAGAUCUUCGAAUUACAUUUGCUAAUGAUUAUGCGUGCUCAGACCGAAAGAAGUGGACUGGAUGCAAAGCGGCAUGUUCCACACCAGUCCCAGCGUCACGUGAGGCGAAUAGCCACCGAAUGUAUCACCAGUCAGGCAAUGCUGUACACAGGGGUGACCGUCUUAUCAGAAAUCACGUAAAUGAUGGAUUUUUAAUUUCGUCUGAUUCUCAUACUCCAGCCAACUGUGCUUCUGCUAAUAGGUAUUUGCCAGUGACCCAAUCAGAAACUAAUCAUCACAAUAAUCGCCAUCCUAUGCACGCCUCACACACUACAGCUGCACAACAAGAGCAAUACAAACGCGAUUUGAUGACUCAGUACGAAAUCAAACGUGCUCUGUUUUUGGCCAAUCCACCACCGUCAGUUCUGGCUAGUCGUAAUCGAGAGAAGAAACAAAAUGACAAUCGCCGGUUGGAUACAAAGAGUCAUCCCAUGAAACAAACACCACUUAAUGGAUCACGUGUAGAUCGUUCAGUGAUUGGUCGCAUGAAUUUAGAUCAUCAGCGCAUGGAAAAUUCAUUUCGUGGAGCGUCGUCAAGGUCUGCCAGAGAAAUUGGGUUACAUGGUUUGGAUUUUGAAUGUGAUAUUGGAGGUCGAUUUUCAAAUAAUUCUCGUGGAAAUGUGCGUCCAUCACGUGGUCAUUUUCAGAAUAAUUUUCAUCGUGGACGUGGUUCAAAACCGUAUUGGUGUCAUGAUGAUAGAUUUGGGAAGUUUGAAAAUGGUGGAGGAUUCCGUGGACAAAACUCGUUUCGCAACGGAGAUCCUAAAACUCGUCAGCAUUCUGGUGAUGAAUAUAUCGACGAUUUAACUCCAGAGGAGAUUGCCAAGUAUAAAUUAGAGAUCAACAUGGACAAUUUUAUUGUUGAUCGUCCAAUUCUGCCUGAUCCAAUAUUGUCUGUACCGCUUUCCAAAUGGCAGUCAGAUGAUUUAUUGUUAUUAUUCUCUUCUUCAUCAAAAUCAUCUUCUAAUCGUCAUCGUUUUAUUAAUCAAUUUCAGAAACAACAACAACAACGUCAACAACACCAUCAUCAAAAUCAUACAAAUAAUAAUAAUAAUCAACAGCAUCAUCGGCAUCAAAUUCAAAGGAAUCAGUCCAACGCUCAUUAUAUUCCAUCAAAGAAAGAGGUGGGGACGCGUCCAAAUCAAAGAAUUCGUAGUUCAAAUGUUCCUAAUAUACCUAAUAGUCAAAAUGUUCCCAAUCAACAUCAAGUUAGUUCGAAAACUCCCGAGAACUCCGAGACGAACAAUGAUAAAUCCGUUGGCGAAAUGGACAGUCAUGGAGAAAAUCAAGUUAAUGGUGAUGAGGUGGUGGGACAGCAUGAAAUAAAUGCAGAUUCAGCAUUUUACGAACAGGACAUUGGCUGUGAAUUUUUCGACAUACAUAGUCAUGAUAGGGCUAGGUCCUUCCUAACUUUGGGAAUAUACGACAGUGAACUUUCUCAGAAUGACGGUUACACCCAUUCCAUAUGUGAACAAACAGUGGACAGGUUAUAUCGCUUCCACUCACUUCCCUCGCUGCGAAACUUUGAGAAGAGUGAUCAGCCACUACUGCUUGAAAACUGCCCCAAAAUAACCACUAAGCAGAACACUAAUGACGAAGCACACACAAGUGGGGUGGUCACUACAGAGGAAUCAACGAGUACUGAACCUGGAAGCAAAGAUAAUUCACAAGACAUGACUAACUGUGAUAUCGAAACGUGAGGAUAAACGAAGCCAAAUGAUUAGAAGUAUUUUUCGUAAUUCCGAAUUUCUCCUUAAAGCACUAAACACAAG
Molecule: messenger RNA, 2010 nt
Organism: Trichobilharzia szidati
Lineage: Eukaryota; Metazoa; Platyhelminthes; Trematoda; Strigeidida; Schistosomatidae
Source: the annotation of a GenBank genome assembly